Messenger RNA from Urocitellus parryii (Arctic ground squirrel), 3838 nucleotides. It is a transcript of the gene Cog1, whose product is annotated as component of oligomeric golgi complex 1. The record is from RefSeq and is a predicted model, not a curated record. Gene Ontology annotation, cellular component: COG complex; Golgi apparatus. Gene Ontology annotation, biological process: intra-Golgi vesicle-mediated transport. Lineage: Eukaryota; Metazoa; Chordata; Mammalia; Rodentia; Sciuridae.
AUGGCGGCGGGGCGGGGCUGGCAGCGGAAGCGGCCGUCGGCCGGCUGACCGGUGCACCAUGGCGGCUGCGGCCGCCUCCCCGGCGUUGAAGCGACUGGAUCUGCGCGACCCUGCGGCGCUUUUCGAGACUCAUGGGGCUGAGGAGAUCCGCGGGCUGGAGCGCCAGGUUAGGGCCGAGAUCGAGCACAAGAAGGAGGAGCUGCGGCAGAUGGUGGGAGAGCGGUACCGCGACCUGAUCGAGGCGGCAGACACCAUCGGGCAGAUGCGCCGCUGCGCUGAGGGGCUGGUAGACGCCGUGAAGGCCACCGACCAGUACUGCGCCCGCCUGCGCCAGGCCGGCUGGCCGCGGCCCCCGCGCGCCCCUCAGCCACAGCCACCAUCCCAGGAGAAGUUCUACAGCAUGGCUGCCCAGAUCAAACUACUCUUAGAAAUCCCUGAGAAGAUCUGGAGCUUCAUGGAAGCCUCUCAGUAUCUCCAUGCCACACAGCUCUACCUGCUCUGCUGCCACCUUCACAGUCUGCUCCAGCUGGAUUCUUCUAGUUCCCGAUACAACCCCAUCCUUUCCCGAUUUCCUAUACUCAUCCGGCAGGUAGCAGCAGCCAGCCACUUCCGAUCAACCAUUCUGCACGAAAGCAAGAUGCUACUCAAAUGCCAAGCUGUGUCUGACCAAGCUAUAGCUGAGGCCCUCUGCUCUAUAAUGCUCUUAGAAGAGAGUUCUCCCCGCCAAGCCCUCACCGACUUCCUGUUGGCCAGAAAGACAACUAUUCAGAAACUUCUCAACCAGCCACACCAUGGUGCUGGCAUCAAGGCCCAGAUUUGCUCUUUAGUGGAGUUGCUGGCCACCACUUUGAACCAGGCUCAUGCCCUUUUCUACACUUUGCCAGAAGAUCUGCUGCCAGAUCCAUCCCUGCCGUGUGGCUUGCUCUUCUCUACUCUGGAGACCAUCACAGGCCAGCAACCUACUGGGAAGGGCAUCAGUGUUCUGAAAGGGGAGAUGAAGCUCUGCAGCUGGUUCAGACGCCUGCCAGCAUCCGUCAUCGAGUUCCAGCCAGCACUCCGAACCCUUGCACAUCCCAUCAGCCAGGAGUACCUGAGAGACACGCUGCAGAAAUGGAUCCACAUGUGUAACGAAGACAUCAAAAACGGGAUCACCAACCUGCUUAUGUAUGUGAAGAGCAUGAAGGGUCUUGCAGGGAUCCGAGAUGCCAUGUGGGAGUUACUUACCAAUGAAUCCACCAGUCACAACUGGGAGGUGGUGUGUCAGAGGCUUCUGGAGAGGCCACUCUUAUUCUGGGAGGACAUGAUGCAGCAGCUCUUCCUGGACCGGUUACAGACUCUGACAAAAGAAGGCUUUGAAUCCAUCUCCAGGAGCUCCAAAGAACUCCUGGUCUCAGCUUUGCAGGAGCUUGAGAGCAGCACCAGCAACUCCACAUCAAAUAAGCACAUCCACUUUGAGCAGAACAUGUCUCUCUUCCUCUGGUCAGAGAGUCCUAGUGACCUGCCUCCAGAUGCUGCCUGGGUCAAUGUGGCAAACCGGGGUCAGUUUGCCAGUAGUGGCCUCUCAAUGAAAGCCCAAGCUAUCAGCCCUUAUGUACAGAACUUCUGCUCUGCCCUGGAUUCCAAACUGAAGGUUAAAUUGGAUGACCUCCUGGCUUACCUUCCCUCUGAUGAUGUGCCUCUGCCCAAGGAUGCUGUCGCCACUCAGACCAAGAGCUCUGCCUUUGACAGAUAUGCAGAUGCUGGGACUGUGCAGGCCAUGCUGCAGACGCACUCGGUGGCAUGCAUCAAGCACAUCCUGGAUGGCAUCCAGGUGGAGCUGCAGAACAUUGAGGAAGUUGUGCAAGGCCAGCAGGAUGUGCUCCAAGGCACCAAGCUGCACGCCGUGCUUUUCAUGGCCAGACUCUGCCAGUCUCUAGGAGAACUGUGCCCCCACCUGAAACAGUGUAUUGUGGGAAAGUCCAGGAGCUCUGACAAACCAUCAAGGGAGGCUAGGGCUCUGAAAAAGCAGGGGAAGAGCAAAGCCCAGGAAAUCCUUCCUGUGCAGGCCAAAUGGCAGGAAGUUAAAGAUGUGCUCCUCCAGCAGAGUGUGAUGGGCUAUCGGGUCUGGAGCUCAGCAGUCGUGAAGGUUCUGACUCAUGGAUUCACCCAGUCAUUGCUUUUAGAUGAUGCCGGUUCAGUCCUGGCCACAGCUACCAACUGGGAUGAAUUAGAAAUUCAAGAGGAGACAGAGUCUGGCAGCAGCGUCACAUCAAAGAUCAGACUUCCUACACAGCCAUCCUGGUAUGUACAGUCCUUCCUGUUCAGCUUAUGCCAGGAAAUUAACCGGGUUGGAGGUCAUGCUUUGCCAAAGGUGACACUGCAGGAGAUGCUGAAAAGCUGCAUGGUUCAAGUGGUAGCUGCCUAUGAGGAACUUUCUGAAGAAAAGCAGAUUAAGAGAGAAGGUGCAUUCCCAGUAACCCAGAACCGGGCACUGCAGCUCCUGUAUGACCUGCGCUACCUCAGCAUCGUUCUGACAGCCAAGAGUGAGGAGGCGAAGAGUGGCCGCAACAAACCAGACUCCAGGAUUGAGAAAGUGACUGACCACCUGGAGGCACUCAUCGAUCCAUUUGACCUGGACGUUUUCACACCACACUUCAACAGCAACCUCAACCACCUGGUGCAGCGGACUUCUGUUCUGUUUGGUUUGGUUACCGGCACUGAUAAUCAGUUCACCCCCCGGAGUGGCACAUUCAACUCCCAGGAACCCCACAACAUUCUGCCACUGGCAUCAAGUCAGAUCAGGUUUGGACUUCUUCCACUGAGCAUGACAAGCACUCGGAAGGCUAAAUCAACCAGCAGAAGCACUGAAACAAAAACCCAGGUUGGUCCCCCGGAACUCUCCAAAGCAGAUGACCCGAUGCAUCCUGGCUCCUUGUUCAGACAGCUCAUCAGCGAGGAAGAUGACUCAUCUGCAUCUUCAUUAUUCAAACUUGGCUGGCUCGCUAGUAUGACUAAGUAAUCGGGAACACUUCUAUUCUAAAUAAAUACUGCUGCAUUCUUUCUCCUACAGGUGCCUCUGCUCAUUUGUUUCAAAUCCACACCAAUCUUUCCAGUUUAAGUGAUGGAAUGAGGCCCCCUGUCACAUUAGGGGUGACUUCAAGCAAAAGCAAAUCCUUGUCCAAUACUUUGACAGUCUUGUUACUUCAGGUAUCAGUUCGGGCAGCUUAUGUUUCUUCAGUACUUGCAUGUGCCUUAAUUUUCACCACUGCAAGGGGAAUUUUCAGUGAGAUCACAUAAGCUUCUGAUACAAGUUUGUGAGUAAGACAGUCAUUACUACUCCUUGACUUUUGGAACUGUGCAAUAGAGUCUGGGGUGCAGACUCUGAAAGGAAUAUUGGUACAGAGUUAACCUGGGUACACAAGGACAUCCUCCCUAGAAAUACAAAUAUAUAACAGAGAAGAGACUAUUACUAGGGAGGGCGCUUCACUUCCACAGUCUAAACUGGAUGGAUCCAAUUAUUCUCCUGUUACAACAGAGUACUUUCCACAGAACAUGUACAUACUAAGAGGUAGUAUGGCAGUUAAUUUCAGUGCAAGACUGAAUCAAGCUUACUAUAUUUUGGGGAAGAAAAAAAAAAUACCCUUGUUUUUUUUCAUGGAAACUAGAUACUCUUUACUAGUUUAUUGAAUUAAAAAAUUGAAGAUCCCGCAUUUUUAAAAGGCCCUUUACAUAAAGUAGAACUUCUAAUUGACAGAUUUGAAGAUCAGUCUGAACUGGACACACUAUGGAUGCAACACACAGAUGAGAUUUCCUCACACCACUUCCUUGACAUGGAUUUGAAACCCUCCCUCAAAAGAAU